AUGGCUUUUUAUAAAGUUAGUAAUAAUGUACCAACUGAAGAUGAAACAAUGGAUAAAAUACUAAGUGAUAAUGUUGUAUCAUUAUUUGUCAAUUUAACCAAAGUAUAUUUGAGAUCAUUAGGUAAUCUUUCAAAAAAAUAUGCAGAACAUUCUGGUAGAACAGAUGUACAAUGUUCAGAUGUUCAGAUGGCAUUACUUGAAGUUGGUACAAAAAUAGAAGAUUUAACAAAAUAUAUUAAAGAAAGUUCACAAAUAUCAGAAUAUUGUUCACAAAAAAAUCCUAUGAUUUAUCCACAAAACCCUGAACCAGAAAAAGUUAUGCAAAUUGGUGAAAAAAAAACAUCAUUAUAUGUUCCAUCAUUUCUUCCACCUUUUCCUGAUCCACAUACAUAUAUAAGGACAAAAAUUCAAUCUGAACCAGAAUGUAAUUAUGUUAAUGUUAGGAUAACAGAAGGAAAUAAUUUAAGAACAAGUCAAGAAUCUGUUAGAGAUUAUAUGCUUAGAAUACACCCUACAAUUCCUUUAUUUCCUAAGUAUGUUACAAAGGCUGAGGAAGAGUCUAAGAUAGAAUAUUAUCAAAGGAAGUUAGAACUUUGUAGAGAAUUUGUCCCUGAUUUCAAGGUGAAUUAUGAAAGUAACUAUUUAAAUGGUACUCCACCAUUAGAAGACUUAGAAAUGGCUGAGGAUGAAUUUAAACAAAAACUUAAACAACAAGGAUUAUCUGAACAUUUAUAUUAUACACCAAUAUCCGUAAAACAAUUAGUUUUUGAGAAAGUCCCAACUUUUUCAUUACUAUUAGAUCCACAACCAGAGCCUUGUAAUUACUUAAGAGCCAUGCUACCAAAUGACAAUGUUAAUGAGGAAGAUGGAACAGAUAUGUAG
Messenger RNA from Strongyloides ratti, 882 nucleotides. Its product is annotated as Transcription initiation factor TFIID subunit 8. Gene Ontology annotation, biological process: transcription initiation at RNA polymerase II promoter. Lineage: Eukaryota; Metazoa; Nematoda; Chromadorea; Rhabditida; Strongyloididae. The transcript has 3 exons. Gene Ontology annotation, molecular function: protein heterodimerization activity. The coding region runs from base 1 to 882 and encodes 293 amino acids. Gene Ontology annotation, cellular component: transcription factor TFIID complex. The record is from RefSeq and is a predicted model, not a curated record.